AUGGCAGCAAUUCCCUAUUGGACAAGACUUCACAAGCAUCUGAAUGAGAUUCUGGGAUGUUGGGCGACUACCUUCCCAAAUAUCGGUCUCAUCCUGUCUCUCAAGUUCCUUGGAGAAACCUUCGACUCGAAAGUUUUCAUAGUGUUCCAAACGGGACUGACAAUCAUGGUGUUCUCUGUUUACCUGAUUGUUCUGUUCUUGACGAUCCUGGCGAUUUGGAAAGGUCUAGUCUUGAUGAGCGACGAUAAAUCUGUGUACCUGGACAACAUUGGACUCUCCGACGAAAAGCGAGACUUAGAGAAAGGUGGUCACGGUUCUGCUCACGAACCAGCUCAUAAGCACUAG
Puccinia graminis f. sp. tritici CRL 75-36-700-3 is the source of this 345-nucleotide messenger RNA. RefSeq lists its product as uncharacterized. The record is from RefSeq and is a predicted model, not a curated record. The coding region runs from base 1 to 345 and encodes 114 amino acids. Gene Ontology annotation, molecular function: malate transmembrane transporter activity. Gene Ontology annotation, cellular component: membrane. The transcript has 2 exons. Lineage: Eukaryota; Fungi; Basidiomycota; Pucciniomycetes; Pucciniales; Pucciniaceae. Gene Ontology annotation, biological process: malate transmembrane transport.